This is a messenger RNA of Didymella exigua CBS 183.55, 1998 nucleotides long. RefSeq names its product MATE efflux family protein. Gene Ontology annotation, molecular function: antiporter activity; xenobiotic transmembrane transporter activity. Gene Ontology annotation, cellular component: membrane. The coding region runs from base 1 to 1998 and encodes 665 amino acids. Lineage: Eukaryota; Fungi; Ascomycota; Dothideomycetes; Pleosporales; Didymellaceae. The transcript has a single exon. Gene Ontology annotation, biological process: xenobiotic detoxification by transmembrane export across the plasma membrane. The record is from RefSeq and is a predicted model, not a curated record.
AUGGCCCCACCCUCGUCAUCCCAGGCCGGUCAGAGCACCGGCAACGAAUUUGCAAGCGACGUCGCCGCCCAGAUGGACGGCUUCGCGCACGCCACCGACAUCGCCGAGGAGGCGAUUGCGCGGGAUCUCGAAGACGACACCUCCGACUAUGAUCCCGACGACACGGAUGGCGACGAUGAAUCCUCCUCCGGCUCGUCGACCAUUCGCCAGUACUCCAUGAUCAAUUCUUACCGCAGGCCCUCGUACGUCAACCCGGGACCCAGAGGCCUCGCUAUCGCAUCUUCGAGCGCCCCGCAGGGACACUCGUUUCUGUCGACGAGCGCGAAGAAGCACAACUAUCUGUCCAAGAAAGAGAGGGAGUCUGUCAGAGAGGAUGAGCGGAGUCUGCUCCGCGACAACAAUCUUCUGCUGCCAAAGCAUCCGCGAUCUGGCAGCCUGGGGCCUGCCACCAGGAUAGGACCCAAGACAUCCUUUUCGACCCUGCAAAAGGUCCGCAGUACGCCUGACGAGGAGUCUGGUCGCCACGCGGACGCGUCAGAGGCCGAUGCUCUUCUCGGACAGGAAGGGGACCCAGACCAGCCGUACGGCGGCCUCGACACGCCCAAGACGAUCAACAAGAGAUGGAACGAAGCAGUUGCAGCCGGCAAGAUCAACACGAGCUGGAAGCGAGAGACCAAAGUCCUGUGCAAGAGCUCCGCGCCCAUGGUCCUGACUUUCCUCCUGCAGUACAGCCUGCCCGUCGCCAGCAUCUUCACCGUCGGCCACAUUGGUAAGACCGAACUUGGCGCCGUAUCGCUCGCCUCCAUGACCGCCUCCAUCACCGGAUACGCCGUGUACCAAGGCCUCGCAACCUCUCUCGACACACUGUGCGCCCAGGCCUACGGCUCCGGACGCCCGCACCUCGUGGGCCUGCAGCUGCAGCGCAUGCUCGCCUUCCUGCUACUCAUCACGAUCCCAAUCUCCAUCAUCUGGGCCUGCGGAACGCAGAUCCUGUCGCUCAUCGUCCCCGAGCCCGAAACCGCGCGCCUCGCUGGUCUCUACCUCAAAGUCCUCAUCUUCGGCGCGCCGGGCUACGCCGCCUUCGAGAGCGGAAAACGCUACGUCCAGGCCCAAGGCCUGUUCAGCGUCAACAUGUACAUCCUGCUCAUCUGCGCCCCGCUCAACGCCUUCCUCAACUGGCUCUUCGUCUGGCACCUCGGCUGGGGCUUCAUCGGCGCGCCAAUCGCCGUCUCCAUAACCGAAAACAUACUCCCCGUCAUGCUGUUCCUGUACGUCCGCUUCAUCGACGGAUACCAGUGCUGGGGCGGCUUCGACCGGCGCGCGCUGAAGAACUGGACGCCCAUGAUCAAGCUCGCGCUGCCGGGGCUGAUCAUGGUGCUCGCCGAGUUCCUCGCCUUCGAGGUGCUAACACUGUCCUCGAGCUGGCUGGGCGAGACCGAGCUCGCAGCCCAGUCGGUACUGGGGAGUAUAACGGGCCUCACGUUCCAGAUCCCGUUCCCGAUGAGCGUGGCGGCAUCGACACGCAUCGCGAACCUGAUCGGCGCGACGCUUGCCGUGCCCGCCAAAACAGCAGCCAAAGUCGCCGUCGUGGCCUCCGUCAUCGUCGGCUUCGGGAACCUGCUGCUGCUCAGCUUGCUGCGCGACCAGAUCCCCCGCCUCUUCACCCCGGACCAGGACGUCAUCGAUCUCGUCGCCAAGCUGCUGCCGCUGUGCGCCACGUUCCAGGUCUUCGACGCGCUGGCCGCGAAUUGCAAUGGCAUCCUGCGCGGCCUGGGCAGGCAGGAGAUUGGCGGCUAUGUCGGGUUGUUCGCGUACUAUCUCGUCGGCAUGCCGAUUAGUUUCGGCACCGGGUUCGGGGCGGGAUGGGGACUGUACGGGUUGUGGGCUGGGCCUGCGGUUGCGCUGGGCGUUGUAUCGCUCAUUGAGAGUAUCUUCAUCUACAGGACGAGCUGGGAGCGGGCGGUUGAGCAGGCCAAGGUUAGGAACGCGGCGAACUAG